Messenger RNA from Spodoptera littoralis (African cotton leafworm), 2058 nucleotides. Lineage: Eukaryota; Metazoa; Arthropoda; Insecta; Lepidoptera; Noctuidae. The record is from the annotation of a GenBank genome assembly.
AUGAAUGAGAAAAAGUUGGUUCAAAACUUCAAGAGUUACAUCAAUGUAUCUCCCUUGAGUAAAGGAGAAAAAAAUGGUUCUUUGCAAGAGGUGAAGCCAAAACUUCUGAAUGGCGAGCUGGUGACGGGAGCGGCGCACAGCGUGGUGAUGCUGACGCCGCUCAGCGAGUGGGACCGUGGUAGGUUCGGCUCGCUCUUCAUCACCAACUACAAACUGUCCUUCGUGCCCUUGGAGAACUCAACCAAUGAUGAGUACUGCCAAAGGAACUAUCUGCUCGGCGCAUUCGACGUCCCACUAACUGGGGUUGGAGCUGUGUGGCUGACAGACGGUGGACCGCAGCGACGGCGGCGACUCAUGCCCUACGGAGACAUGCCUGGCAAAGUAAAGGGGCUGCAAGUUAUAUGCAAGAACAUGAAAGUCCUCACGUUCAGCUUUGCGAACUCGCCAAUAGACAAUGGAAGAAAGAUAGCCCUCGCUCUCAUGCACCACGCCUUCCCGAAGAGACACGACCUACUCUUCGCAUUCGAGUACAGAGAGCCAUACUACCCCACACUCCCAACCGACAUGAACAUGUUCCAGCGACCAGGCGAUUGGAAGAGGGAACUAGAACGAUGUGAAUGCCCUCAUUGGAGGAUAACUUGCAUUAAUGGAACAUCAGACGCCUUUAUGUUAACCGCAGGAGAAACCCUAAUAGUUCCCAGUUCGGUUUUAGAUUAUAAUUUGAUGGAGUCUGCGAGACAUUUCCGAUCAGGUCGCGUGCCUAUAUGGGUGUGGGGGAGACCUGAAGGUGCAGCGUUGUUGAGGAGCGGAGAACUCCUGAGUACUGAGCAGUCGGCGACGGCUGAGAGUGUUUUGUUAGAACAGGUCCGUCGCUCCCACCCGAAGUUGACGCCGCCCCACGUGUUAUACCUGUGUGGCAAUACGUUCACGAAUGCUGGUGGUCCUGGUAUACUACCACCAUUAGCCACGCUACAGUCUUCAUACAAGAAACUUGUAGAAUUAUGUACCCCGACUACACUUGGACAGUUUUGGAUGCAAGACUCCCAGUACUACUCGAUCCUGGACGCGAGUCGGUGGCUGCGCUACGUCGCUAACUGUAUAGCCUUCGCAGACGACGCCGCACAACACUUGUCUAAUAAUGUUACCGUCGUCUUACAAGAAGGUGACGGAGUAGAUUACUGUUCAGUAGUGUCGUGUCUCACUCAGCUACUGGUGGACCCUCACUUCCGUACGAUAUCAGGCUUCCAGUCGCUCAUACAGAAAGAAUGGAUCGCACUCGGACACCCCUUCUGUGAUAGAUUCGGUCUCCCUCGGCCAGGAAACCCUAAAGACUCGACAGCGAAGGAGGCGACCUCCGCCCAGACUGCGCCAGUACUACUUUUGUUCCUGGACUGUGUCUGGCAGCUCACCCAGCAGUUCCCGGCAGACUUCCAGUUCACUGAGACAUACCUCACGACCUUAUGGGACUGUGCACAUAACCAUAUCUUUGAUACUUUUCUGUUUAACUGCGCCAGGGACCGCGAACUCGCUGUAGCUAGGCAGAACUUCGUGCAGCGGCCGGUGUGGGACUGGGGCGAGCAGUUCUCAGAACAAGAUAAAGCGUUAUUCUACAACCCGCUGUAUGGAAUCAAACCGAAUAGUGUGCCAUCACAGAGGCUGUCUCAACCCACGUUUCCCAGUAAAUCGGCGGCGGAACUGUCCCGGUUGGAGCCGUGCCCGUCCGUGGCGGCCAUGGAGCUGUGGUCGCAGUGCUACGAGCGCUGGCUGGUGCCGCUGGACGCGCCGCUCGCGGGCGCCGUGCAGUACCACGUGCACAACUACGCCGCGCUCAAACAGAUCCACCAAAUAAAAGAGAAGCUGCCGUCUUUAUCAAUAAUGUCGGAGCGUGCGUGUAACGGUGAGGCGGAGCCCCCGACGCGGCGCAGUGUGUCCCGGUUCUACCCGUUCAGCCUGAGUCGAGGAGAGACGGUGACGGCGGGACUGGAUGCCAUGCAGUUAAGCCUCAUCGACGCUUCACAGCUCCUCGACUCACAGUCCCUACUCAACGCGCCCGAUUAA